UCAAAACGCGAAAAAACGAAAAAUCGCGACGAAAAGUUAUUGUAGGAGGACGUCUUUCUCCUCGCUGCAGACGAAUCCAAAUUAAUUAAUAAUUCCUCGUACCGCGUCUGCAUUGGGUUGAAGAAAUGGUCCGCAAGAAAUCGUGGUAAUCGUGGUGAGCGCGUCCCCCAAAAGUAGCUGCCAACCUCGGAACUACCCACUCGGCUCAAUUCGUCAGCAGCCUUCGUCGAUUUGUUUGUUUUAUUUUCUCGUAAGGUCACGGAUUUGGGAAAAAAGGUUUUUGGAUGGCUGCAACGACCUGAGUGUCUUGCGAGUGGAGGGGGAGGGCCUUCUUUAUUCCAAGGUGGUGAAACGAAAAAGUGAAAUCUCGUCCGCCUAGCGGGUUGAGGUUCGGCCGGAUUUUCCGGGAGUUCUGCUGCAAUAACCAGCUGGUCUCCGUCUUGGAAUGUCCAUCAUGUACGGAAAUCGAGAAGCAGUUCGGGUUAAGGUCAAGAAAUGUGAGAAGAAUGUCCCACCAGAAACCCGCAAGUUCAGCGUCGAUCCACAAAUCACCAGCCUGGAGGUUCUGUACUCGAUUCUGGCGAAGGCUUUUGAUCUAAAGACAGACUUUGGAAUAAGCUAUAAGUCGGCGGACGCCAACGGGCUGGAGAGUUAUCUGGUCGUUCUAUCGGAUUGGGAUCUGGACGCGGCCUUUUUGCGAGCUCACAAUCAAUCGAUCGCAACGAAGAGCGAACCCUGUCUGAAUCUACGCGUGGACAUUAAACCCUUCUCGGAAACUUCGGAAUGGGAUGGAGCGGGUGGUUCCGGGGGGAUUACGCGCGAGUUGGUUUCGCUGCAGCAGUCUAUCGGAGCCGGCCAAAAGUACGUCCAGACCAAGCUGCCCGGGCUGAUCAUGAACCAGAUGGAGAAGACGUUUUCGCUGGUGCAGCGAGCGCUCAACCUGACGGAGGACCCGUUGAUGACGCAAGCGAUUCGGCCGCCACUGGCGGAUGUCGAGUUUCGAACGUUUUGCGACUCGGUUGGGCAGAUUGUCGAGCCGGAGCAAUUGCGGAAGGUGAUCUAUUUGGGUGGGAUCGAUCCCAGCUUGCGACGGGUCAUCUGGAAGCACAUUUUGAACGUGUAUCCGGACGGGAUGACGGGUCGCGAGCGGAUGGACUACAUGAAGCGGAAGUCGGGUGAAUACUACAAGUUGCGUGACGUGUGGCGCACGGCCGUCCAGCAGGGCAACAUCGUCGGAGAACUGGCCUACGUGACAAGCAUGGUGCGGAAGGACGUCCUUCGAACUGAUCGGUUGCAUCCGUUCUACGCCGGCAGCGACGACAACCAGAACAUUGCGUCUCUCUUCAAUGUCCUCACGACGUACGCCUUGAACCACCCGCAGGUCAGUUAUUGUCAGGGUAUGUCCGAUAUUGCCUCACCUCUGCUAGUUACGAUGGCGGACGAGGCGCAAGCUUACAUCUGCUUCUGCGCCAUCAUGACUCGGCUGAGCUGCAACUUUAUGCUGGACGGAAUCGCCAUGACCCUCAAGUUCAACCACCUGUCCGAAGCGCUCCAGUACUACGAUCCAGAUUUCUACGCGUACUUGAAGAUGCACCAGGCGGACGACCUGCUCUUUUGCUACCGCUGGCUGCUGCUCGAGAUGAAGCGAGAGUUUGCCUUCGAAGACUCGCUGCGAAUGCUGGAAGUCCUGUGGAGUUCACUUCCACCAGCAGCCCCCAAGACGGAACUCGCCCUGUUCGAAAAGGAGUACGAACCUCCUCCGGUGGUCGAACCGCAACCGACGAGUCCCUCUCAGGUCGUUCUACGAACACCUCGCGAAAACGCUUACACCAAGGUUUGCGCGCUGCGACGCCAAAGCUCAGCCCUCUCGCUGGGUUGCUCAAUCCCGGUCAGUAUUCACGGUGCCCCAGGCAAGCUGGAAACCACCAAGCGACUCAACCUCAGCCUGGACGAAAACAUCACCCGCGAAAGUCUCUACACCAACGCCCGGACCUUCUCCAAGACGCACCAAAGUUUGGACGAAGCGAAAUCCGCGCUCGUCAAGCAGCGCAAAAUCGCGCGCAGUGUUGGUGAUGACGACAUUCUCGAGGGUCACAUCGGCCAGGAAGAGCUGGAAAGCGGUGACGACAACGUUUUCGCCGAUGGGACGUGCGCCAAACUGCCCGUCACACCCGGGAAGAACCCCUUUUUGGAUAGUUCUUCCGAGUCAACGACACCGGUGGAACCGACGACGAUGGUGGCCCCACCGGAACCGACUACGUUUGCGUACGAAGAACCAACCGUACCGGAAGAGCCGGUUCAAACUGUGGCGACUGUGGAGCCGGAUCCACCAUCGUUGCCGACCAGUGCCGCAAGUAGUACACGAAAUUCACCGGUCGUAAGCCGGAGCAAGAGUUUGUUUUCCUCCGGGACCGGGAAUUUGCUUGCGCGGCAGCUCAGUCAGCGGAAGAACCUCGCCGGCAGCGGAGGACACUUUAAAGACUUGAAGGAAAAGUUGGUGGCCAGCAAAAAGGGCAUCUUUGCCUCGUUGGACAAGCAGGAAAUUGAAGGAGCGGCGUCGGGACCGGGAGAUGAUCGGAAGCCUAAGCUGGUGAAGAAUUUUAACGAGUUUUUGAGCUUUGCCGCGAUGAACCGAAGUCGAAUUAGUGACCGGCUGAACAACAAACGAAUCCCGUCGUCGCUGGACUCUACCGGAAGCACCGCUACGAUCACCACCGGGUCGUCAAUUACCAUCGAUGACGAGUCGACGGACACGAUCGACUACGACGAGUUGAAGCGCAAACCAAUGAUCAAACUGACCAAGUCGUCAUUCGAUGAUUCGGAUUCGUCCAGCAUCGGCGUGCCGGACUCGGCGACGGCCGUUUCCCGCUCCAGCGACAACAGCAGCUUCAUCGUGGACGAUAGUUCCGUCUCCGUGUCCCCGGUGCAUCACCCACUGCCCGAAAUGGACGUGGAAAAGCCAGAAGACGAGGACGAAGAAAAACCAAACUUUCAGCCGCAACUUCAGGACGGCAGCAGUCCGGACGAUUCGCAGGAAUACUUCCCCAUGACGACGUCGAUGACCCGCGAGCUGCGCUUGGAGCUGGAAAACCUCGAUCGACACGUGUUCGGCACGGACUUUCACAACCAGCAGCGGUUCUACACGUUGAGUGGCUGCAUCGAGCUGGACACGCCACCGGAGAGUAACGACUCGAUCAAAAGUCAGGUGCAGGCGCGCCCCAUUCGAUACCGCAAGCUGAACUACAACGGAGCGAUCGACUCGAUGGAGAUUCAGCGUGCGGAUGAAAUUCUAGAUUUGAGAGAAGCGAGCGGUCCUGCUGGAACCGCCGGAACGGGAGACAUCGUACGGUAUCGUGACAAGACCAGACCUCUGAGCAGUGAAAUGGACGUGGACAGAAACAGCAAACGGAUCAGUACUUCCAGUGCCAACGCGGACGUCUUCGUUUGGGAGAAUCCUCUGCAUCAGUGCGAAAGUCCCGGCGAGCUGUCCCAAGCGAAACAACCCACAACGAUGAUCGAACGGACGGCCACCACGCCCGAUGAACAUCCCGAGCUUGAAUAUGAUGGCGAAAUAAUCGUUGAAUCAGCCACCGGAAAGAAAUCCGUAACACCAAUCCGACUGGUCCGACGAACGGGCGAUCAAUCCGUCACAAACUCCAACCGCAACUCGAUGAUCCUCCCGGACUCGGACUCGGACGACUCGAUCGGGCUACGAUCGCCAGCGAUCAACUUCAAGUUCCACCCAAACAACCCCUUCUUCGACGCAAACUCCUCGGAACCAAUCCGCGUUCCAGCCACGCUGGCAACCCGCCUCCAUCCCGAAACCAGUCUGGACAUUCCAAUCCCAACCAACAUGACCGGCUCCAGCAACUCCUUCGAGGAAGCUUCCGAAGCGUCCAAAGUCGAUCUGGCCAUCCAGCAACCGUCGGCCAACACCCCACCCAACAAUCCGGAGUACUCCGAGUCGAUCAAGAUCGCGGGCGUGCUCCCGCCACCGCACGAGUUCGGCGGCGGAAACCCCUUCCUCAUGUUCCUCUGCCUGACGAUUCUCCUGCAGCACCGCGACUACGUCAUGAAGAUGGGCAUGGACUACAACGAGAUGGCGAUGCACUUUGACAAGAUGGUGCGGAAGCACAACGUGGUGCGCGUCCUUAACCAGGCCCGCCAGAUGUACGCCGAGUAUCGGCGGAUGUUCCAGCAGCAGUUGCACCAGCAGCAGCAGAAAGGGCAUGCCGGAGGAAGUGCCAGCAUGAGCAGCAGCAUGUACGGGAACUUGGGAGGAAUGGGGACGACGACGGGGGCGCCUGGGGUGACGGUUGGAGGAGCCGCGGCACAUCCCCGCCGGAACACGACCAGUGGGCUGACGUUUACGGCUUAAAUCGAGUGAUUGUUGUAGAACAUGGGACUUACCGCGAAACAAUAAAUUCGUUGGUGCUUGAUGUGGUAGACAAGCGUCAAAUUUAUACUAAAACAGCAAAACUAGAAUGUAACUGUGAUGGUUCGGGGAUGACCUAAAAUAAUUUUAUUUAUUUUUACGUUUACUUAAAUACUCGUUUUUAACUGUUACAGUAAAUUUUCCUUUCUUGAUAAUUUCCAAAGAUUUGUUUAAACAACUAUUUAUAUUUAAACUGCAGCUCUUUCGUGAUACUUUACGGACUGAUUUUAGUUUACCUCAUUAAAAAACGAAUUAAGUUUAUUUCAAGUUGAUUUCCUCUCCUGCAUUUUGUGAAAUAAAUUAAGACAUGAAAAUAGAUUGACCAUUCUUACUGUUGCAAAAUAAUCGAAUUAGUCGUAAGCAGUAAAUACACCAUGCAAAAAGUCAAUAAAAUUUCAACCCAACAGGAUAUGGCUAUAAAAGCUAUAUAACAAUUGCCUAUACAUAGAUUACAGCAUAGUUGGAGACAUAUAUAUUUACGUGAAAGGGGUUAGCUUUUGCAGCGUUUGAAAUUCACGAUUGCUCUGUUUCAAAUUGGCACAAAGCUUGUUCCUUUCAACACAUUACCUGUUAAUCAGUCUAAUAUCUCCCCCGAUUUACAAGGACUUAUAGAUAGAGAGAGAGAGAAAGAGAGUAAGUGUGGAACCACGGAACGCUAUUUAACCUGAAUGGAGAGAGUAGGAUUUAUAUUUUUAGGCGAUUUUAUUUGUCCAAGACCAGUUUUUGUCGCACUUUGCCAGUGCGUUGUAAAUUUAGCUAAGGUGUGAAGUAAAAAUGAAAUCAUUGCGCCAAUCGACAAUGGCAAACAUAGGAUAGCAGAGCAAAACACAAUCGGAGCUUAACUAACUUCUUUCAGUUUAAGGCGUUUCUUAAACGUAUACUAUGGCACCUUCUUUCGGGCUUGUUCAUUCCUAGUCCUUCGCAACUCGUGCGUCGGACAGCACUAUUUACUUUCGCCUGUACAAGUUUCUCUGAGUAAACUAAAGAUGCAAAUUCAAAUUAAAAAUAACCAGAAAAAAUAGCACAAAUAGAAGAGAAAUACAUUUGACAUUCUGCGCUUACGGUAAGUGAAUGCCGAAAACAAAAUAUUUAAAAACUACGUAAUUUAAGCGAAUCAAAGUGAUUUUAAAACGAGAAAAAAUAUUUAUUCACAAAACAGAUAACAAAUCACAACAAGUUUAAAAAAAAUGCACCAUUGGCUUGGCUUCACUGCUUAGAAUUAAAGUUAACGAAUAUUGAGAUUUCAUUUCCAAAUCUUCCUUCACUCGAUGUGCUCCCUUCCUUUAAAUUGCACACACUAAGCCCCUAGCUUGAGUUUCAAAGUUUCUAAGCAAUAUAAAUCUAUCAACCAACAAAUGAUCAAAAUUAACGUUAACAAACGGCGCGGUUCGAAAGUUGAAAUCAACAACAAAGAAGAAGAAAAAAAAACAUUCCGAACAAUGACGAUGGAAAAUAUUUGACUGAAGUAAUUUUUUGAGUAGAAGUGUUCUACUAAUUCACCGUACUUAGUUUGGGAAACCAUCACGAGAAAAAAA
Molecule: messenger RNA, 5970 nt
Organism: Culex quinquefasciatus (southern house mosquito)
Lineage: Eukaryota; Metazoa; Arthropoda; Insecta; Diptera; Culicidae
Exons: 4
Coding region: 446-4378 (1310 amino acids)
Biological process (GO): activation of GTPase activity; regulation of autophagosome maturation
Cellular component (GO): autophagosome
Molecular function (GO): GTPase activator activity
Source: RefSeq, a predicted model, not a curated record